UGAACGGAGCGCCACCGGCAUUCCCCCCCACCCCGUCCCGUUAUCGCCUAUCGUAAGACACCGCAGUGCAGGAGAGACAGCUGGUGCUACAGGACACGCUGCCUACCGUCCAGUGGUCGAGUGGUUUCUUCACUUUGAAGUAAAAGGUGCGGUGAUAUCGGCCAGUGUUACUUAUUCGAGAAGGAAAAAUAAGUCAUAUAAUGGAGACGGAGAUACACGUGCCCGUGGGCUCGCCGGUAAUAAGAAAAUUCCCAAUAUAUGUGGAUGAGCACAACGUUACAGACGGAGCUCUGCGCCUGAUCAAGGAGCUGCGGCCAGCCUGGGACACCAGCCUUGUGAAGACCAAGCUUUUCACCGACGGUACAACCAACAAACUUGUGGGAUGUUACGUGGAGGAGAGUCCGGAGGACGUGGUGCUAGUGAGGGUGUAUGGCAACAAGACGGAGCUGAUCGUGGACCGUGACAACGAGCUGAAGAGCUUCCAGGUGUUGCAUGCCAAUGGCUGCGCCCCACGCCUUUACUGCACCUUCCACAACGGCAUCUGCUACGAGUUCAUGCAGGGCGACGCCCUCGGCACGCAGGACGUUCGGGACCCCGUGCUGCUUAGGCUUAUCGCUGGAGAGAUGGCUCGCAUCCAUGCCAUCCACGCCCACAAUGGCUGUGUCCCCAAACCCAACCUGUGGAUUAAGAUGCGCAAGUAUUUCUCCCUGGUAGCCACCGAGUUCACCGACCAGGCCUCCAACGCCAGAAUCCGAGAGGAAGUCCCCAGUAAGGAAGUGCUGGAGGAGGAGAUGGCCUGGAUGCAGCAGCACCUGUCACAGCUGGGCUCACCUGUGGUCCUCUGCCACAACGACCUGCUCUGCAAAAACAUCAUUCACAACGUGAAGGAAGGUUACGUUCGGUUCAUUGACUACGAGUACUCAAGCUAUAACUACCAGGCCUUUGACAUCGGGAACCACUUCAACGAAUUUGCAGGUAUGAGCCAGCUGGACUACAGUUUGUACCCCAGCCGGCAGAUGCAGCUGGACUGGCUCCGCACCUACCUGAAGACUUACAAGCUCUUUACCAAGAAGGGGGCAGAUGUGAGCGAGCAGGAGCUGGAGGCCCUCUACGUGCAGGUCAACAAGUUCUCCCUGGCAUCACACUUCUUCUGGGGUUUCUGGGCUCUUAUCCAGGCCAAGUACUCGUCUAUCGACUUUGACUUUCUCGGGUAUGCUGUGCUGCGUUUUAAUCAGUACUUUAAGACCAAGCCCAUGGUAAUGACCCUCAAGAUCCCGGAGUGAGAGGAAGGGAGCACUGGCACGCUGACACUUUGACCCUGGAAUCAAAGGCACUUUUCACCGGGGGGGAGGGGCUUGGGGUACAGCGAGGGCAGGUACGCAGGUGAAUUUGAAAGGCAGACGUGUCUUUCCAACCAGUUGGCUAGAACCAGUCUUCGGUCAUUCGGUAGUGACAAACUCAGUCUGCCUUUUGUGUCUUUACUUCUGGUCUGUCAAGAUUCCACCACAUUAUGCACUUCUGUUUGGGGCGGGGUGGGGUUUAGCUAUUUAUUUAAUUUUGUUUCCCAUUUUUACUUUCAAUUGUAGUUACCUAAACUUUCCUGUGACUUUCCACCAUAAACAGAUAACAACGUACUGAGCAGAUGACCCCAUGCGAGUAGAACUGUUUUAAGAUUGCCAUGGGCUUUUCUGCGUGCGAGCGAGAGAGUGCAUGCACACCUGGCAGCCUAUUCUAAAAGGUGUUUGACAGUGCAGUGACCAUAUCGGCAACUUUCCUGAGCAGAACCAAGACUGCCGCGUUGACUCCUGCUGCCUCCCAAACUUUAAAGACAGUAAGCCACACCGGACGUAGCUCUUAUAAAGGUGCGGUGAGCCUGGCCAACGCUUUUCUGCCUGAGGGGCAGGGAGCCUUGCGGUAUUCCAUGCCCUUCCCAGGUCCGUGCUUCUUUUAUGGUAAUGAGCAGCUCUGCACAGGUGGUGGAAACUCCCAGCUUCUCACCCCUCAGCCCUCUCACCCUUCACCUUUGUAUCGCCUGGCCAUCGCCAUACUGGCUGACUAAAAAAAAAAAAAAAAAGCGUCAUCCACUCUGUCCUUGACUUGUUUUUUCUAAUGUGUAAUCUCUCGCUACACCUGUCCAACAGUGUCCAAGCUGCCCGGCAAUUUCCUCAAAAGAGGAAAACGAAAAGGUUAAUAAAAGGAUGUUGCAUGAAUUGAUCCAGGUGAACAGAUGUUAAGUCUUUGGAAUGUCUUCUCAAACAUUCUCAUCUUUCUCAAACAUUAGAUCCAUGGUUACCGUUUCUAUGGCGUCAGACAAACGUAACUCCACUUGGGCUGAUGGACCUCUCACUGCCAUCUGUGCAAGUACCAGAUUUGAAAUGGUCUUCCUUGUUGGAGGCCUUUCAUGGCUUUGUUAGUACCUUGUCUAAGUGCCCUUUCUGUCCUCAGUAUCUAUGUUCUUUCAUGUUUCUCCUAUGUGUUUGCACAUAAUGGCUUUAAACCAUUGGUAUAAUGGUCUAACCAUUUCAUCCAUCUUCUAACCAAGCCUCACAGACUGGGCAGCAGCAAAGCUCAUUGUUGAACUCUUUCCGAGAGCUCAUCUCCAGUGUGAAUUAAUGUAAUUAUUGCGUUUGAUUGUAUAAUUAAUCCCGAUGUAACCUUGGUGUGCGUUAGUCAAGUCCAUGCUAAACCUCGCGUUCCCCUCGCGCCGCGUUCUGAGCCGCUUUCAGAGUCAUCUUGCACUGGAGCUCCUUCCAGCACCUCCCAACCUCCAUGUCCUCCUCCUCCUCCUCAUCCCCAGCUUACUCAACCCCCACACCAUUUUCAAACCUGCACAAAGACCCUGGUUUUAAAGGGUCUCUUUCAGGCGUCUCUGGGCUGGAGCUAGCCAUGGAUGUCCUGCCUACCUGCUGCUGAGGACUCCUAAGCCGCGUCACUGGUUAAUAAUGAAACGGCUGAAGCCCCAGGCAACAACCGGAGCCCAGAGGCCUCUUGGCAACAGCAUGAAUAAUUUUGUAGCUGGUGAGUCACUAAUGCUCCCAAACGGCCCUGGAUCUGCCACUAGAGUUUAGUGCAGCUCAACGUUCUCUCGCCUUCUGCAAACAAAAGCGUGCGGAAAUGGCACGUUUUAUGAUGGGAAGCUUUGCAGUUUGUUUUUUAUGAAAUGUUCCAUGAAUGCUGUGUGCCGAGUGUCUUGAUAUCUUUAGAAUUCCUCAUCAGGGUCACUGGAGUCCAGAUUCACGAUGAGGUUUCCAUGUAAACAUGCCAGUGUGACUUGGGUGUUCCUGGUCAAUGUCCAGCAUACGCUUACACCUACCGAAAGUUACACUGUGCGUGCGUGUGUGUGUAUGUAUUGAAGGAAGAACCAAAAACAGCUGUAACAACUAACAAAGGUGUAAUUGGGGUGUCAAGUAGAGGUUCUUUUAAUGUUGUUUUUUCUUUGGCUCCUUUCCAGCUAAUGCUAAGGGAUUCCUGCCUGUUGACACUUCAUUGUCUGGUGUUUCCUUGUGGUGAGGAGUGUUCUGGAAGUACAUUGUGAAUUCAGUGUCUUGAAGGUCCAAACCUUGAAGGUUUUUUGGGAUGCCAACAUGUACCUGAAAUAGCACUGUUCUGGUAGUGUUUAGAACCUACUCUGCUUACAGUUUUAAAUGAUCUGGUAAGCAUUUCUUUUCUGUGACUGACUGUUGGAAGGAACGUUUACAGAUGUCAUUUAUAUUUUCCCCUGAUCUUCUGUCUUCUGAACAUACCAAAUGAUUUUUUUUCACUGCUUGCAGUUUUGAGAUUAUGUUGUGAAUGUACUGAUCUGACUUGAAACGAUGUACAUAUAACAUUGUGUUUUCCUUAAUGUCUGUAGGCAUAUAUAUAUUUUAACUUUUUGUACUUGCAGUUGCCUGAAUUG
This is a messenger RNA of Electrophorus electricus (electric eel), 3895 nucleotides long. RefSeq names its product ethanolamine kinase 2 (gene etnk2). The record is from RefSeq and is a predicted model, not a curated record. Gene Ontology annotation, cellular component: cytoplasm. Gene Ontology annotation, biological process: phosphatidylethanolamine biosynthetic process. Gene Ontology annotation, molecular function: ethanolamine kinase activity. NCBI's taxonomy places the organism in Eukaryota, Metazoa, Chordata, Actinopteri, Gymnotiformes, Gymnotidae.